Molecule: messenger RNA, 315 nt
Organism: Haemonchus placei
Lineage: Eukaryota; Metazoa; Nematoda; Chromadorea; Rhabditida; Trichostrongylidae
Source: the annotation of a GenBank genome assembly
AUGACGCCUUGCUCCGUUGCUGCGAUACCCUCCAGCACAGAGUCACCAAUUACCACUCUUCGACGUUUUUUCAUAUUCGUGAGGUGACAACAACUAAAGGCAGGAGAGUAAUGCGCUGAAGUUCUUGAUUUUUUUCAUGUAAAGAUUUAGAACACGGGUAAACGUUUGCAGCAAAGUAAGCUACGGAUAACAAAGUUACCUUCGAUACCACUAAAUGCGAACACUACAGGGACCGAUCGACAACAACGACCAUUUGUUCCCUCCCCACGCGAAACUUGGGAAAUGUUGGCCCUAUGCAGUAGCACAUAUUGUUAG